CUCGUGCCUUGAAAGAAAUAUAUAUUAAAACAUUCAUGGCUUGAUGGUACGUCAAGGUAGUGGAAGAGAAAAAUCUUUACUCCAAGAAGAUGAACUACGUACCAGGGACGGCGAGCCUCAUAGACGACAUUGACAAGAAGCACCUGGUGCUGCUCCGGGAUGGCAGGACGCUGAUUGGUUACCUGAGAAGCAUUGAUCAGUUUGCCAAUUUAGUCUUUCACCAGACAGUGGAGAGGAUCCACGUGGGCAAAAAGUUUGGUGACAUCCCCAGAGGAAUCUUCAUCGUGAGAGGAGAGAAUGUGGUGCUGCUUGGAGAGAUAGACAUGGACAAACCCUGCGACACCGUCUUGCAGCAGGUCUCCAUCGAGGAGAUCCUGGAGGAGCAGCGGCUGCAGCAGCAAGCCAAGCAGGAGACGGAGAAAGUCAAAAUGCAAGCGUUGAAGGACCGAGGCCUUUCCAUACCCAAAGCAGAUAACUUAGACGAGUACUAACGCUGCCUUUUUGUUCUCCCCCCGAUUAGUCAGUUUGUAUCAGACUGAGUUUUAUGUUGAAUUUGACUUUUUGUGUUUUGUUUCUUCUGUGGGCAGAACACAGCAUCCUGCUGGAGCCAUUUACUGUAAUAAAUCAAAUUAGUUUCAACUGUUUGGAUUUAAAAGAAAAAAAUAAAUAUUGAUCAGUGAAGUUUAAAACGGUGGCUGUGUUAUCAGUUCAGUCAUCAGUUUACAGAAGCACUUUGUGUGGGUUUGCUGCUGCUGCUGUUGCUGGCAAACACUACUUUCCUCCAAAUAAGUUUGAGUUUCUUUGUGGAAAAAUACACCAUCACAUCUGGCAA
This is a messenger RNA of Austrofundulus limnaeus, 832 nucleotides long. RefSeq names its product LSM1, U6 small nuclear RNA associated (gene lsm1). The transcript has 4 exons. Gene Ontology annotation, cellular component: P-body; Lsm1-7-Pat1 complex. The coding region runs from base 90 to 491 and encodes 133 amino acids. The record is from RefSeq and is a predicted model, not a curated record. NCBI's taxonomy places the organism in Eukaryota, Metazoa, Chordata, Actinopteri, Cyprinodontiformes, Rivulidae. Gene Ontology annotation, biological process: deadenylation-dependent decapping of nuclear-transcribed mRNA. Gene Ontology annotation, molecular function: mRNA binding.